Molecule: messenger RNA, 2051 nt
Organism: Spinacia oleracea (spinach)
Lineage: Eukaryota; Viridiplantae; Streptophyta; Magnoliopsida; Caryophyllales; Amaranthaceae
Exons: 4
Coding region: 425-1705 (426 amino acids)
Source: RefSeq, a predicted model, not a curated record
UCGGAUGUAGAUCCAACGGUGGACAUUAGAGUCUUAGUCUCUCCAUUUUCAGCAGUAGAAAACAUUGAUAAAUAUAAAUAGAAAAAAAAAGAGGGGGGUCCGUAGUCCCGUAGUCCGUUCCAAUAUUUCAGUUUUCAAAGAUUUCAAAACACAUCUCUCUCUCUUUCUUCUCAAAACAUCUCUGCACUUUCCUUUAAUUUCUCCCUCUUCUUGUCGAGCCCUCUUUUUCUCUCACCUUCACACUCUCUUCUUCUGUGAUAUGUCGCCGGCACCCGUAACCGCCGAGGCAUACGUCAAGCGAAUCUCCAGAUACCGGAAAUAGUCUUCCCCCUCUCUCUCUCUCUCUAUUUCUGUCUGUCUGUCUGUCUGUCUGUCUGUCUGGAGUGAUUUAGGUUUAAUUGUUGGUUAAACAAAGAGGAAACAAAUGGAGGGUCAAGGGAAGCUGACUCGGAGUCACUCAUCCCUUCUUCGCUCGUCUCCUACCAUCCGAUCGUCGAUCCAAAGCUUAUCAUCGAUUGCAGAUAUGUCGGAUUCCGACGACCUUGAACGGAAAGUACACCGCAACUCAUCAUAUUUUAACCCUACUAAAACUAGUAGUAAUACUUACAAUAAUACUCGCUUCAUUUCUCUGCUCAUCUUUAUAACCCUCAUACUCAUCUUCAUUUACUUCAAAACUGAUGAAAUUUCUACCUCAGAGAAUCUGUUGUUAGCCCUCAUUUUCAUCGCAGUCGUCCUUUUCUACCUGGGUAAGAACCGGGAUUUGUUAGACCGCUCUAAAUCCUUGCUAAGGAACUUGUACAGACACAAACACACACACAGGAAAGGCUCCAAAUCGGUCCAGUGGUACAUCGGGGAUGAAUCUGGGGAAAGAGACAGUGAACACAGGAGGAAAGAAGAAGAAGAGAGGAAAAUGAUGAUGAUUUCAGGUAUAAAGGAAGGAGUAGAGCUGUAUAGCAAUGGUGAUUUCUACGAAGGAGAAUUUCACAAGGGUAAAAGUAAUGGAAGUGGAGUUUACAAUUACUUUGUAAAUGGAAGGUAUGAAGGUGAUUGGGUAGAUGGUAAGUAUGAUGGGUAUGGAAUAGAAAGCUGGGCGAGAGGAAGUAGAUAUAGAGGUCAAUAUAGAGCUGGUUUAAGACAUGGUUUUGGUGUUUAUAGGUUUUAUACUGGUGAUACUUUUGCUGGUGAAUGGUUUCAUGGUCAAUAUCAUGGUGUUGGGGUUCAGACUUGCUCGGAUGCUAGUUGCUAUGUUGGCCAUUUCAAAUUUGGGGUUAAACAUGCUCUUGGUUGUUACCAUUUCAGAAAUGGUGAUAGAAAUGGUGAUAGGUACGCUGGGGAAUAUUUUGGUGACAAAAUUCACGGGUUUGGUGUGUACCACUUCGCAAAUGGACAUUGUUAUGAGGGGUCCUGGCAUGAAGGGCGUAAGCAAGGGUUUGGGAUGUACACCUUCCGAAAUGGGGAAGCCAAAUGUGGUGAAUGGGACAGUGGUUCCCUCAAAACACCCUUACCAUCACUAACAGAUUCUGUCCUACGAGCGGUUCAGGCAGCUAGAAAAGCGUCUGAGAAUGCAAUUAACAUAAGGCGGGUGGAUGAACAAGUGAACAAGGCAGUGAUGGCUGCUAAUCGAGCAGCAACUGCUGCAAGAGUAGCUGCUGUCAAAGCAGUUCAGAAUAGGAUGGAUGGAAAAUCUUAUGAUACAUAUGUGUAGUACUACUCCGUAUUCCGUAACUAGUAAGAUAGGCAGGCUAAAAUUGGGUUUGCCCAUAGAAAAUGUACAUUUUUUGCCAAAAUUUUCUCGACAAGUUUGGAUGACCCUGGUCAGCACAAGCUAGCCGGAGGUAGAGAGAUAGAUCAUAGGUUUGAGGGGUGUUUAAUUUGUGAUGACACAGUCUGUAGUUUGUAGUCUGUAAUCUCUAGUCUGUAGUCUGUAGUCUGUAGUCUGUAGUCUGUAACAUGUAUAUAAAUCUGAAAAUGUAGAUUAAAGAGAGCUGAAUAUUUCUGUGAUAGAUAAAUGGAUAAGUAUUAAGUAUUGAAUUGUUGUAUAGCUUACAUUA